Molecule: messenger RNA, 1332 nt
Organism: Pecten maximus
Lineage: Eukaryota; Metazoa; Mollusca; Bivalvia; Pectinida; Pectinidae
Exons: 2
Coding region: 1-1332 (443 amino acids)
Source: RefSeq, a predicted model, not a curated record
AUGAACAGGGGUGACUACAUCAAUGAGGCUAACCGUCAGCUUACCAACGAGACGUUCUAUCGCAAACUUGAUAGGGACCCGACGCAAGAAUACGCCAAACUAAUCAAUGAGGCCAUCGAUAGAAUACUCAACAAGGGGGAUAUAGACGCAGAUACCGCUAGUUUCCUGCGUCCCGUAAAUGCUCUAUCAGGGAAAUUCUAUCUCCUUCCUAAGAUCCAUAAACCUGGAAACCCGGGUAGACCUAUUAUCAACUCUAUAAGCCAUCCGACGGAGAAAAUUUCUAAAUUCGUCGAUUUCCAUCUUCGACCAAUUGUUGAAAAUCUACCAUCUUACAUAAAAGACACCACCGAUUAUCCUAAUAAAACACCAUCCAGCAACAUACCAGAAGGUACUCUGCUAGUUACAAUGGACGUCGUCUCUCUUUACACAAACAUCCCUCAUGCGGACGGCAUUAAUGCCUGUCGGGAGGCAUGGGAACGCCGUGGGUAUAAGCACCCAUCGACUGAUAGUCUAGUAGAAUUACUUACACUUGUCUUCACACUCAACAACUUCCAGUUUAACAAUGAAAACUACUUGCAGGUCAGUGGUACAGCUAUGGGCACUAAGAUGGCUCCUUCAUAUGCUAAUGUAUUCAUGGGACAUCUUGAAUCCCAACUUUUAGCAUCUGCUUCAAUUAAGCCAUUCAGCUGGCUCAGAUUCAUCGAUGAUAUUGAAAUCAAAUGGACUUCGAACCGGACAUCACUCGAUGAAUUUAUAGAUCACGCAAACACGUUCCAUCCAACAAUCAAAUUCACUGCAGAGGUCUCCACGGAAACUAACACAUUUCUAGACACCAGUUCAACCUUACUUGACGGAAAAAUAAACACAGACCUCUAUUCCAAACCAACUGACACGCACCAGUAUCUCCGCCCGUCCAGCUGUCAUCCCUCACACACCACGAAGAGCAUUCCCUAUUCCCAAGCUCUACGUAUCCGACGGAUAGUGUCCGAUGAUACAGUCUUCGAACGUCGAUGCUCAGAACUUAAAUCACACCUUCUUGCUAGAGGAUAUAAAUCUACUUUGAUAGAUCGGGAACUAGACAAAGUCAGGGUACUUGACAGAGCCAGCCUUCUAGAAUACAAAGUCAGAACUCCGACACAAAGGGUCCCUUGUGUUGUCACGUUCCAUCCUAACUUGCCGUCUAUUUCUUCCAUUUUACAUAAUCAUUGGCGCAUCAUUGAGUCGUCAGCUGCACUCAAACGGAUCUUUCCAGAACCACCGUUAUUGGCCUAUCAGUUAUUUAACGUUAUCAUGGAACUCCCAGAAGAAUUUCUCUUCAUGUUACUUGUAUGA